UGAGGUGUUGUGGAUUCACGUGUUCCUCCAGUCACUGCUACCGCUGCAUGUAACGUUAUUUCUUAGCUAAACCUCUGAUCUGUGAAGGAAAAUGAACUUUAACGAGGCUAAGAAUGAAAUUCUUCAGACAUUAGGCAGAACGGAUCCGCAGGAGCUCGCUAAAAUAAUCGAUUGGUUGAAAAAUUCUGAUGAUCUUGAUGACUUAUUGGUUGACAAUCAAAAGGCCAUACUGAUGAGUAUUGCAGAGGACCUCAGGCCUUGUCUCCCCUUGGAGGCUAUGUUUCCUUCAGAGACCAUGGCCAUUCAGAAGACCCAGCAGACCUCUAAACCAACAGUGCAUGUGGAUGCAUUUCUGUAUGAUGAGGAAACAGUAGAUUCUCUCUGUGAGGAGAGAAAAAUGAGUCGCAACUACUGUCUCAACUGCGGAUCGCAUAGCACAGCUCCCCUGGAGUUCAUCUCACAUUCAUUUUCUGUGUCGGAGCUCCGGUUUUUGUUUCAUCAUGUUCUCCCUGACCUGACUGGAAGACUGGUUAUGGAUGUGGGUUCGAGGCUGGGAACAGUGCUCUAUGGGGGAUACCUCUACAGUUCAGCAGCACGGCUUGUUGGUGUAGAAAUGAGUGAAGAGUUUGUCAAGCUUCAGACAAUGGUUGUGGAAAAGUACGCUUUCGGUGACAGAAUUCAGGUGAUUCAUGCUGAUAUCUGCACACAGGCUGCCUUAGUGCAAAAUGCAGAUGUGCUGAUUAUGAAUAAUGUGUUUGAGUAUUUUAUGGAACCCAAAGACCAAGCAAAAGCCUGGAACUUUAUUAGCCAAAAUUUUCUGAAAAAGGGUGCACUGUUGGUAACUGUUCCCAGCAUUCAAGAAGCCCUCAUCUCGCUACAAGCAUCCAACGGACUAACAGAAAUUGGACACUGGUUAGAGGAAGUGCUGCUUGAUUACAGUGCUUAUCUGCAAAGUGACACAGAACUAGAUUUCCUCAAACAAAUACAUCUCUACAGGGUGCUAUGACCUAGAACACAGACACAACAGACUCAAUACGGACUCCCUGGAUGUAAGAUUUUGCCAAAGAACCAUGCCUUAUUUGACUUGUUGGUCUUAAAGACACCUGCUUACAAAUAAAUUUACUUCAUUGUGAAACAUAA
Molecule: messenger RNA, 1140 nt
Organism: Astyanax mexicanus (Mexican tetra)
Lineage: Eukaryota; Metazoa; Chordata; Actinopteri; Characiformes; Acestrorhamphidae
Product: class I SAM-dependent methyltransferase
Exons: 8
Coding region: 92-1006 (304 amino acids)
Molecular function (GO): S-adenosylmethionine-dependent methyltransferase activity
Source: RefSeq, a predicted model, not a curated record